UUUAAAGAUGAACGGUGCGCCUUAUAACAACAUGAACGUUUACUAUAAUGUUCAAUCCAAUUACGUCAGUACAAAGAUUUCAUCGAAGAGGCAAAGGACUACAGAGCUAGAGUUCUAGGCUAUACUGAUGAAGCUGUAGCUAAUACUUCUAGUCAAAAUAUGCCUUCGAAGUCUUUUACUGUAAAUCAAUUAUCCUCCGUGGGAAGUACUCGGCCUAAAACUGUGAUGCAGAUCCAACAAGAGCAAGCUUUAAAAUAUCGGAAUCAGCAAAAUAUGUCUGCUCAAAAUGCUUAUGGAAUCUCUCAGGCUGGGUCUGCCCUAUCUUCUUCUCAACCAGGGAUGAAUCAAGUUGAAUCUGCUGCUUCUAGUAUGCAAGAUUAUAUCAAGAGAGCUUUUGAUAAGUGUAUUACUGUUUCUGAACGUCUUGAGAUGUCAAAGAUAGUCAACAAUAUUAUUGAAGUCAAUAGAACAAACCCAUUAGUUGUCUGGAGUCGUCAGCCUCUCCCUUUGCUACCAAGGGAGAAGGUGUUCCAAGGCGCAUCAGGCGUGGACGAGAAGAUAGCUAAAAAGAGGCAAAGACUAAAUCGUUUCAAGGAAGAUUAUUCUAACCAAAAUAGAUUUCAAAAUAAACUUUCUUUGGACUCGUUCAACUCUACAAACAAAGAUGACAUUAGUUUCGAUGAAUUAUCAAAGAAAAACAUUAUUGUCGGAACUUGUACCAACCUUGAGAAAACCUAUUACAGGCUUGGGGCUGAUCCAGAUCCUUCCAAGGUCAGGCCCGAGCACAUUUUAAAACAAAGCUUAAAAAUGUUAAAGAAUAAAUGGAAAAAGAAGGAAGUUGAUUACAAAUAUAUGGAAAGUCAAUUUAAAUCCAUCAGGCAAGAUUUGGUUGUUCAGGGAAUUAAAUCCAAAUUAUGCGUUAAAGUAUACGAAGCCCACGCAAGAGUCUCAUUGGAAUGAGGAGAUCUAGACCAUUUCAACCAGUGUCAGACACAAUUGCAAGAAUUAUAUGAUAUAGGACUAAAAGGACAUGAACAAGAAUUUAUUUCAUAUAAGAUUUUAUAUCUUGUUUUAACCGAUAUGAAAUUCGAAAUAGGAAAUUGUUUAGAAAAAUUGACAGAUAAACAGAAGAAGAAUUCGCAUAUCAAGCAUUCCUUAUUGAUGAGGAAGGCAUACUCAAGCGAUAAUUAUGUGAAAUUCUUCAGUUUAUAUAAGUCUUCCAAUAACAUGACCCCUUAUUUAAUAGACAUAUUCAUUGACAAGAUCCGUCUAAGAGCUCUCAAAAUUCUGAUCAAAGCAAACAUUGUCUCUGGGAUUUCUACAAAACUAGUUCAAAAAAUCCUUGCUUUUGAUGAUAAAGAUGACACCCAGCAGUUCUUAGAAAAGAUUAAGGCACAAGUCAACAAGGGGAAGAUCGAUUGUAGACAGAGUCUUAAAGAAGUCAACAAAGCAGUGGUCAAAUUGAGGAUUAAGUCUGAUUAAUUUAGCUCUAACAUUCCAAAUCCAAGCAUAAGUGUGUUCAACUUAUUCCUUU
Moneuplotes crassus is the source of this 1534-nucleotide messenger RNA. The record is from the annotation of a GenBank genome assembly. Lineage: Eukaryota; Ciliophora; Spirotrichea; Euplotida; Euplotidae.